UCCCUCCGUCGCCCUCGCGAUGGAAGGGGCGCUCCCAACUCCUGACAUGGGCUCGCUUCGCGCUAGUCCUGUUCCUUCAGUACCGUUCGCUGGAGCUUUAUUGUGCACUCAACCCGAGGCUAAGUGGGCAGUACUUGUGGGAGUCGGCGGGCUCUGCCGCUCAUUCAGAACGACCGAGCCUUACACCCGAGAGCGGGUGCAGCACUAAGAACUGUAUCGGGCCGCACCUCGGCGGUGCUGAGAAGGCAGGCUGGGGGAGAGAUUGUUGGAUCCGAAGUAGCGUCUGUGUUGUCUUGAGCUGCGGAUCGGAAAUUGUUAGUUCAUGAAGUUUUACUAUCUAUUUAAGUAAGCAAAAAUGGAAAAUUCUGCAAAAGCAGAGGAGUGUGGAAAGACCUCUCUUGAAGAGGCAAAAGCAUCAGUCGAUUUGGAAACAGAAUCUUCAUUCAGUAUUAAUGAAAACACAACCACUCCUGGGACUGGCCUUUCUGAAAAGGCUUCUAUCUGUGGACAAGUAGACUCACCAAAAAAGAGAAAAAUGGAAUUUGAAGAUGAUCUUAUAAAGGAAAGUUCUAGUUGUGGGGAAGAUACUCCAACCAAGAAAAGGAAACUUGAUGCUGAAAUUGUCCCAGAGGAAAAAGGUUCUGGUGAUGAUGAAGGCAUUUCAAGGAAAAGAAGAAUGGAAACAGAUGAUUUUCCAAAAGAUGAACCUUCUACUGGAGAUAGCACACAGAAAAAGAGAAAAAUAGAACUUGAGGAUGUUCCUGAAAAGCAAAAAAAGUUAGAAGAGGGACACAGUUCGGCGGUGGCUGCCCACUAUAAUGAACUACAGGAAGUUGGUUUGGAGAAGCGUAGCCAAAGUCGUAUUUUUUACCUAAGAAACUUUAAUAAUUGGAUGAAAAGCGUCCUCAUUGGGGAAUUUUUAGAAAAGGUACGACAGAAAAAAAAGCGUGAUAUCACUGUUUUGGACCUGGGAUGUGGUAAAGGUGGAGAUUUGCUCAAGUGGAAAAAGGGAAGAAUUAACAAGCUAGUUUGUACAGAUAUUGCUGAUGUUUCUGUCAAACAGUGUCAGCAGCGGUAUGAGGACAUGAAAAAUCGUUGUCGUGAUAACGAAUAUAUUUUCAGUGCAGAAUUUGUAACUGCUGAUUGUUCAAAGGAACUUUUGAUUAACAAAUUUCGUGACCCAGAAAUGUGCUUUGACAUCUGCAGUUGUCAGUUUGUCUGUCAUUAUUCAUUUGAAUCCUAUGAGCAGGCUGACAUGAUGCUCAGAAAUGCUUGUGAGAGACUGAGCCCUGGAGGUUAUUUUAUUGGUACUACUCCCAAUAGCUUUGAACUAAUAAGACGCCUUGAAGCUUCAGAAACAGAAUCAUUUGGGAAUGAGAUAUAUACUGUGAAGUUUCAGAAGAAAGGAGAUUAUCCUUUAUUUGGCUGCAAAUAUGACUUCAACUUGGAAGGUGUUGUGGAUGUCCCUGAAUUCUUGGUCUAUUUUCCAUUGCUAAAUGAAAUGGCAAAGAAGUACAACAUGAAACUAGUCUACAAAAAAACAUUUCUGGAGUUCUAUGAAGAAAAGAUUAAGAACAAUGAAAAUAAAAUGCUGUUAAAACGAAUGCAGGCCCUAGAGCCAUAUCCAGCAAAUGAGAAUUCCAAACUUGCCUCUGAGAAGAUAGAUGACUAUGAACAUGCAGCAGAGUACAUGAAGAACAGUCAAGUAAGGUUACCUUUGGGAACCUUAAGUAAGUCGGAGUGGGAAGCCACAAGUAUUUACCUGGUUUUUGCAUUUGAGAAGCAGCGGUGAGCACAUACGCAGUAGUCCCAGGACAGCUGUGUCCCGUCCUGUGCAGAUUUGAAUGCUCCAUCCUAGAUCUGACAACUUUCUGUUUGUUUGUCAUAAUUACUCUAAAUGUGCAGGAUGCUGCCGGAAACUCCAGUGUGUAAAUUCAACAUUUGCUGUCUGUGACAGAUGAACUUUUGUGUGUGUAUAUAAGAAUGAGUUGGGACCUUUGUCUUUAAAAAUCUAUUUUUAAGUAAUGUUCUAAGAAUUCCAUUUGCCUCACUACUCUCCUAGCGCAUAAAAAUUAUAGUAUGACUUGUUAGAUUUGCUGAACUCUUUCCACAGUGCUCUGAUUUGUUCAAUGUUCGUUUACAGUAUUAAAUUCAUUGCCCUUGUAGAAUUGCUGAGGGAGCAUACUGGUUUAUGGGGGUUUGUGCUCAUUUCUGUAGUUCUGUUAUCUAGUGUUUUUCAAGAUUAAAUGGAUUGUGUUCUGUACAAUUAAUUGAAUGUGCUCAAUAUAUAUCGCUAAAGUUGUACGUUUAAAACAAAAUUUUAGAUGGCCACGAAAGUUUUUUACCUAGAAUUUUAGCCAGUUACUACAUUUCAUUAUAAAUACUAACUACUUCAUUUGCUAAUAUGAUCUAAUUCUGGAACUGGUUAGAAUGUUUUAUAUAACAGCAUAAAAUUGUUUCAGAUUUUAGGGGCUUUAUCUUAAGAAUUUCCUUCCAUAGCAAUUAAUGUUUCUAGUUAUCAAGAAUGUAAUUAGACAGAUUUCCCUUUCUUCAUUGAAUGAAAAUGCCGUAGUCGUUUUUCCAUGACUUAAUGAAAACCUGUCCCGUGUGAACCUGUUGCACAUUUUCCUCAAGAGAGAUGUAUGGAACUGCAAUAGGAGGGUUCAAGGAAGGUGAAAGGAAGCUGAAAAGCAGACUUCAGAUGAAUUCUCCCUGACGUUAGAUACAGCUUACCGGCACUAUGUGCUGUGUUCCUCCCCUUCGGCCCCAAGAGAAGCGGUACCUGCUCUUGCAUUACAACAUCAUACUUUGUGCAGUAGGCUCCAGCAUCCCAUCACCGCUCAGAACUUGAAUUUGCCAUUUCAGAACUGUUGACUCUUUCCAGCCCUGGCUUCUUGCUUGACUUCUCUUCCAAAACUGACACCUAAGUGAACACUUGUCCUUACUUUACGUUUUACUGUUUAAAAAAACUUUCCAGUAUUUAGGUGUAGUGAAACAAAGAACAAAACAGAGCAACUAUUGCAUAUUCUUCUAAAAUUCAUUUAUUUAAUGCAUGGAUUUAAAAGACAUUACUUUCUGUAAUUAUCCAGAGUACUUGUUUAAAACUUGAGGUUUCUUAAUUUGUUUAUGUAUGUUGAUUAUUCACGGUGUCAGAAUAACAGACCUUUUAGCAAGAGAACACAGGUUACCUAAUAUCUGUUUCUUGUGUGUUUGUCAAUCUCCAUACUGUUACCAGUUUAUAAAAGUUAAGUCUUUUAGCCUUAGUGGUGGUUUGCUAUAAGUCGUUUGAGGAAAUAAAUAAUAGUAUUUCUGAC
Molecule: messenger RNA, 3314 nt
Organism: Mustela erminea (ermine)
Lineage: Eukaryota; Metazoa; Chordata; Mammalia; Carnivora; Mustelidae
Gene: RNMT
Product: RNA guanine-7 methyltransferase
Exons: 11
Coding region: 356-1792 (478 amino acids)
Biological process (GO): 7-methylguanosine mRNA capping
Cellular component (GO): nucleus
Molecular function (GO): mRNA 5'-cap (guanine-N7-)-methyltransferase activity
Source: RefSeq, a predicted model, not a curated record